AUGAAAGCGGGGAGUAGUCUAGCGACGCUUCUAGCUCAAACGGUGGUGGCGGGCGACGUGAACGCCUGCUGCGGCGUACUGCGGCGCAUUUUCAGUGAAACACUCCAGGAAGACCACAGGGUGACGAGGGUGGCCUCGAAUGCGGCGCGCAGCGUGCGCCGUCGUGGUCACCAUUCAGACGGAACGUUGUCCUCCUUUGCCGCCGCAGCGACAACUACGGCAUCGACGCUGUCCUCUUCCACAGUUUCUUCUUCCUCAUCAUCCUCUUCAGACUGGGCGACGUCUAGUGGGCACAAUGAUAUUGUAAACUUUUCCCGGUACGCACAGCACCAGCGCGCGCAAGCGCACUCUUUUGCCAACGCGGCUGCCCAGGCUGUGCUGCGCACCAACUUUGUGCCACCACAUGGUGCCCAACCUCUGGCUUCGGCGGUGGUGGGGACGAACGGGCACCAGAGAGCCGUGGACGCCUCCAAGUCGCAUGAGACCUCCUCUUCUUUCGGCGUACGGACGGACAUUCCUCUCGUUCAGCGAGUCUGGAAGCUCGCCAAGAGCAGCCUGAAGGCUGAUGCGACGCUCGUGAAAACUUCAUCGCUGCAUGUGCUCUGCCACACCGCUCAGCGCACCGGCUACUGGGAGGAGGCGCUCCACUUCUGUGAGUACCUGCCGCAGCCACCAGCAUCGUUGUUUCUCGCCUCCCUCCUGCGACCAGACAACGUGAACCCGAUUCUUCGCCACUGCGCCACGCGAGGCUGGGCGCUCAACGUGACCAACGCGAUUCGAGUACUAGCCGAAGAGCACGGCAGCUGGCUGGCAGCCCUGGUUGUGGCGCAAGACGCCGAGCACCGUCUUCCGUGUGGGGAGGUCUACUCUCUUGGCGUGCUGGUGCCGUAUCUUGCCGCGAGUGGGGCGAAGGCGCAGGCGCGGCGGCUCUUCGAAUCGGGACUGGCACACGGCGCAUUCAUCGAUCCUGCCUUCGUGCAGCAGCUCAUCAUGCAAACAGCCACGCUACGUCAAUGGGAAACGUGCCUGCAUAUGCUUCAGUGCCUCUAUCGUACCCAGGAAACUGCACAGCUGCUGCCGGCCGACGCGGAGUUCUUCUGUCGGCUGAUGGAGGUGUCACCCGGGUGGGUGACCUCGCUGCAGCUGCUGCACAUGGCGCGUGCCUCCGACGUGAAGCCGAACGAGCGCACCGUGGCCAUCUUGCUAACUCAGUGUGAUCAGGCCGGCGCGUGGCGCGAGGCGGCGGCGCUGUACGACAUGGCUGUCAAGGAGGACUUCAUUGACAGCCUCGCUAUCGGAUCAACCUAUCACACAUUGGUGCGGUCUUUCAGUGCAAUUCAGCAGUGGCAGAAGGCGCUGGAAGCACUUUCCUGGAUGUCGAAGGCGGACGACGCCUCGCUGGCCGCUGGCAUGACGGAGCUGGUGACAAUGUGCGAGCAAUCAGGGCAAUGGGAAGCGGCUCUUUCCGUCGGCGCCACGCUCAUGGACAGCGGCGUGCAUUUGCUCUCGACACAGACGUCUAUGGCGCUUCUCUUUGCGUGCGCCAAAGGCGCACAGUGGAAGUUUGCGACGCGGCUCUUCGAUCUCCAGCUACAUGACGUCCGCGUCGACUCACACCCGCUCUCCCUGUGCGCUGUGAUGCAAGCGUGCGUGGCGGCGCGACAGUGGGAGGCGGCGUUGCGCGUCUACGACACUGCGAAGUCCUCACAGCCGCGCACGGUGGUUCCACCCCUUGCCCACCGCAUCGCUGCCAAAGCGUGCAUGUUGGCUGGCAAGUGGCAUCUGGUCAUGGCCGUACUCGACGCCACGCGGCAGGAUGGGUUGCCGCUGGACAACUACGCCCAGCGCCUGGGUCUCUGGGCUGCCGCGAUUCAAGGCCAAUGGGAAUUAUCACUCGCAUUUUUGCAAGGCAUUCCGCGGCACUCUCGCACACCGCAGGAUCGAAUGGUGGUGCGCAGCGUGACGCGAGCCAUUAGUCCAGCUGUGGACUCCAUUGCUAUACGCUUCCUUCAGUCGCACUAG
Leishmania braziliensis MHOM/BR/75/M2904 is the source of this 2022-nucleotide messenger RNA. RefSeq lists its product as hypothetical. The coding region runs from base 1 to 2022 and encodes 673 amino acids. Gene Ontology annotation, molecular function: protein binding. The record is from RefSeq and is a predicted model, not a curated record. The transcript has a single exon. NCBI's taxonomy places the organism in Eukaryota, Euglenozoa, Kinetoplastea, Trypanosomatida, Trypanosomatidae.